Molecule: messenger RNA, 468 nt
Organism: Trichoderma citrinoviride
Lineage: Eukaryota; Fungi; Ascomycota; Sordariomycetes; Hypocreales; Hypocreaceae
Exons: 2
Coding region: 1-468 (155 amino acids)
Source: RefSeq, a predicted model, not a curated record
AUGGCCAUGGACGCCGAAAGCCUCGCGUCAUGGAUUGUCCUGCUCUUUUCCAUCUUUCGAUGGCUAUUGCACAUUUUCUUCGCAACAGGAUACAUCAUCCUCUGCAAGUGGCUACAGCACAUUCGCAACCACGAGUUUGACCAGCAGCACCGGAAAAUCGAUCGAAGAUACUGCCAAAUGGCCACCGUCUUUUAUGGCAUCGCCGCCGCUGCCCACCUGAUCGCCCUCCUGAAAAUGAUGUACCGUGCCAUGGCAGGCUACAGUUCGGAUCGGCAGGAGAAGAAUUGGUGGGAAUUUUUGGGAUCGGGGAUCAAGAUGCAAGUUGCGAGUCUCUGUCUGACGGCCGUUGUCCUUACCGGAUCACAAUCUCGAUAUCAGAGCAGUUACCUCCAGGGCCGAAACGUCACGGUGGGCGUCGAGCUGGACGUCAAGACGGGUAUCAUGCGGUACGCCAGGAUGAAGCCUUAG